Arachis stenosperma is the source of this 747-nucleotide messenger RNA. RefSeq lists its product as uncharacterized. NCBI's taxonomy places the organism in Eukaryota, Viridiplantae, Streptophyta, Magnoliopsida, Fabales, Fabaceae. Bases 1 to 747 code for a protein of 248 amino acids. The transcript has a single exon. The record is from RefSeq and is a predicted model, not a curated record.
AUGAAAGCUAAAGUCCCAAAAGACUUCAAAGCCCCCGACAUAACCCCGUACGAUGGUACGUCUGAUCCGAGUCACCAUCUCAGCAAUUUUAGAAGUCAGAUGUAUCUCACAGAUGCCUCAGAUGCAAUCCAUUACAAAGCCUUCCCAACCACCUUGACCAAGACGGCAAUAAAGUGGUUCGACAGCUUGGCACCAAGGUCGAUAACAAGCUUUGAUGACCUCGCCAAGAAAUUCUUAGCUAGAUUCUCCAUCCAGAAAGACAAAGCCAAGCAUGCUCCAAGCCUGCUAGGGAUUAAGCAAGGAGAUCGGAAAAGCCUCCGUAGUUACAUGGAAAGAUUCAAUAAAACGUGCCUAGACAUACAAAAUCUUCCAACAGAAGCAGCCAUCAUGGGUCUCAUCAAUGGCCUACGAGAAGGACCCUUUAGUCACUCCAUAUCUAAAAAGUAUCCAACAUCUCUCAACGAGGUUCAAGAAUGGGUGGAAAAAUACAUUAAUAUGGAGGAGAACUCCCGAUUAGGAGAAACCUCAAAGACCGGAUUCUCCUACCCACCUCGGGACAAGGAUAAAGAGUCCAGGAAGAAAUACCUACCCACUGAGAAACCUAGAAAGUACCACAACUACACCCCUCUUCGGGUGUCUCUUGUGGACGUUUACUGGGAGAUAUGCAAUACUGAGAAGACCACAUCGCCUCGCCCGAUUAAACACGAGAGAGGAGAAAGUCAGACAGAGUAUUGCGAAUACCACUGA